Coccinella septempunctata (seven-spotted ladybird) is the source of this 4535-nucleotide messenger RNA. RefSeq names its product kinesin heavy chain (gene Khc). Gene Ontology annotation, molecular function: microtubule motor activity; microtubule binding; ATP binding. The transcript is spliced from 14 exons. Lineage: Eukaryota; Metazoa; Arthropoda; Insecta; Coleoptera; Coccinellidae. Bases 137 to 3073 code for a protein of 978 amino acids. The record is from RefSeq and is a predicted model, not a curated record. Gene Ontology annotation, biological process: microtubule-based movement.
UCUGAUAGAAUUGUCAAGAUGGUUGUCUGCCAGUGCAGGGAACGUCUGUUGAUGUAAUAUUUUUAAUACAAAUGUAUAAUUUAUAGUAUUUUAUUUACUUAUUGUUUAUUGAGCUGUGAGUUAUAAGUGCUUUAAAAUGUCAGGGGAACGUGAAAUUGCCGCUGAGGAUAGUAUUAAGGUUGUGUGUAGGUUUCGACCCCUAAAUGAUUCAGAGGAAAAGGCUGGGUCAAAAUUCAUUGUUAAGUUUCCAUCAGGUGGUGAAGACAACUGUAUAUCCAUUGCGGGUAAAGUAUAUCUCUUCGACAAAGUUUUCAAACCGAAUGCUACACAAGAAAAAGUAUACAAUGAAGCAGCUAAAAGCAUUGUAUCAGAUGUGCUUGCUGGUUACAACGGUACAAUAUUUGCCUAUGGACAAACCUCUUCGGGUAAAACACAUACCAUGGAGGGUGUCUUAGGCGAUCCUCAAAAACAAGGUAUAAUUCCUAGAAUUGUAAAUGAUAUAUUCAAUCACAUCUAUGCAAUGGAAGAAAAUUUAGAGUUCCACAUUAAAGUAUCUUACUUUGAAAUAUAUAUGGAUAAAAUUAGGGACUUACUAGAUGUUUCAAAAAUAAACUUGAGUGUACAUGAAGACAAAAACAGAGUUCCAUAUGUCAAAGGUGCAACAGAACGGUUUGUUGCAAGUCCUGAAGAAGUUUUUGCUGCCAUUUCCGAUGGAAAAUCUAACAGACAUAUAGCCGUAACAAAUAUGAAUGAACAUUCUUCUAGAUCUCAUUCAGUAUUUCUCAUCAAUGUGAAACAAGAAAACCUAGAGAACCAGAAGAAAUUAUCAGGUAAACUUUACCUGGUAGAUCUUGCUGGUUCCGAAAAAGUAUCAAAGACAGGUGCAGAAGGUACUGUAUUGGAUGAAGCUAAGAAUAUUAACAAAUCUCUUUCUGCACUUGGAAAUGUGAUAAGUGCACUGGCCGACGGAAACAAAACACACAUACCCUAUCGUGACUCCAAAUUGACCAGGAUUCUUCAGGAAUCCCUUGGUGGUAAUGCAAGAACGACCAUUGUGAUUUGCUGCUCUCCAGCUAGUUUCAACGAAGCAGAAACUAAAUCUACACUUGAAUUUGGUAAAAGAGCCAAGACUGUCAAGAAUGUGGUUUGUGUGAAUGAAGAAUUGACAGCAGAAGAAUGGAAGCGAAGAUAUGAAAGAGAAAAGGAAAAAGUUGCUCGGCUUAAGGGAAUAUGCGAGAAGCUGGAGAAAGAAAUCAGUCUUUGGAGAUCUGGCGAGACUGUCAGAAUUGAGGACCAAGUCAAUCUUAAUGAUCCAUCUGAGGCUGCUACUCCCGUUUCUGCAAUGGAGGAAAGCACAGUAAUCGAGACAGCUGGUCCAGUACCUGCCACACCAGCUCUUAUGAUUGGUUCCACACUUGGAAUAGAGGAGAGGCAAAAGUUGGAGCUUGAGCGUGAAAGGUUAUACCAACAGUUGGACGAGAAGGACGAAGAAAUAAAUCAACAGAGCCAGUACGUUGAAAAACUGAAGGAACAGAUUGUGGAACAGGAUGAACUCAUUGCGAGCACAAGAAGAGAUUACGAAGCCCUUCAAUUAGAAAUGAAUAGGAUUCAACAAGAGAACGAAAGCGCUAAGGAUGAAGUGAAAGAAGUUCUUCAAGCUCUGGAGGAAUUGGCUGUAAAUUAUGAUCAGAAGACUCAGGAAGUCGAUUCUAAAAACAAAGAGGUUGAAGCUCUUUCUGAAGAACUAAUGCAGAAGCAAACAUCCUUGAACAACACAACAACUGAACUUCAACAGUUGAAAGAUCUCAGUAACCACCAGAAAAAGAGGUUGUCAGAAAUGUUUGGCAAUAUCCUCAAAGAACUUGGUGAAAUUGGCUCUUCCGUUGGAGGUGAUGUUGCUGACCUGAAAAUUUCUACAGAACCAACGAAAUUAGAGGAGGAAUUCACUGUCGCAAGAUUGUACAUCACAAGAAUGAAGAAUGAGGUCACGAACAUGAUACAGAGACUUCAAGAUAUCGAAAACAAGGAACAAGACAGUAAUAGAAAAGUUACCGAAUAUGAAAAAGAACUGAGUGAAUGUAAACUUCUGAUAUCUCAGCAUGAAGCUAGGAUGAAGAGCUUGCAGGAGUCGAUGAGGGAGUCCGAAAACAAGAAGAGGAUGUUGGAGGAAAACAUUGACGCUUUAAGGGAAGAAUGCGCUAAAUUGAAAGCUGCUGAGCAGGUUUCCAGCGCUUCUGAAAGUGAGAAAAAAGAAGCCAAUGAAUUGAGGUUAGCACUUGAACAGCAAAUGGAUCAACUAAGAAUAGCACAUCAGAAACAAGUGGCUACUUUAAGAGAUGAAAUCGCUGAGAAGCAAGAAAAUCUCAAUGAUAUCAAAGACUCCAAUCAGAAACUCAUCCUGGCCCAGCAGCAACUUCAAGCCGAAUAUGACAGGCUUAAAAGUGAAGAAACAGAAAAAUCACAGAAACUGCAGGAACUCAUCACCACCAAUGAGAGGCGAGAACAGGCCCGUAAGGAUCUCAAAGGCCUUGAAGAUACUGUUUCCAAGGAACUACAGACAUUACAUAAUCUACGAAAACUUUUCGUACAAGACCUCCAGGCUAGAAUGAAGAAAAACCUUUCGUCAGAAGACAAUGAAGAAGAUGGAGGAUCGUUAGCUCAAAAACAGAAAAUAUCAUUCCUCGAGAACAACUUGGACCAACUCACCAAAGUACACAAACAAUUAGUGAGAGAUAAUGCAGAUCUUCGUUGUGAGUUACCCAAACUGGAGAAACGUCUUCGCGCUACAAUGGAACGAGUUAAGGCUCUUGAAACGGCGUUGAAGGAAGCUAAAGAAGGAGCAAUGAGGGAUCGUAAGAGGUACCAAUACGAAGUAGAUCGUAUAAAAGAAGCUGUAAGACAGAAAAACCUGGCGAGAAGAGGUCCAGCUGCAACUAUUGCCAAGCCGAUUAGAUCUGGUCAGCAUGGCAUUGGGGGAAAUAAUAUAAUUCGCACAGGCAGCAACCAGAGCUUCAAUAAGAGUAUGGAUGAGUCCCAGAAACGCAAAUCGCUCAUUAUUGGGGAACGAGAUUAAUCUCUUCGCUUCUGCAUCAAUCGAAGAACAUCUUACACCAAAAAAAAAUAUAUUUGUAUGAUGAGUAAUGAAUGAACUUGCUUAAAAUUUAAUUGACUUGAAAAGUUUACGAAACAGUAAUCUAUGUGCUUAACUUAGAAAUAAAUUAAGGUGCACUUCAUAGAAACAUAUUAUAACGAACUGUUCCAGACAAACUACCCUACCAAAACGUAUUUUGGUUUUGGGUUUCAAUAUACUUCAGAAUUUGGUACAGUAAUAAAUGCAAUUUCAUGGUUAAAGAUGGGCAUUUUCAAAGGAACAUUUCGUUGUUAUACCAACUUUUUGAAUUUUUCAGCCUAGGGUGCUGCAGAGUUAUAUCCAAUUGAGUGUUUUAAAUCACAGCAUAUUAAUGCCUAAAGUUUUGCAAUAUUUGGUUAGCCUACGGUGUUUCCAAUUGUGCAUUAUUAUUCCAUAAACAGUGUUGAUGUUCCAGUACCGUGCAAUGGUAUAACAGUUUAAUAAUGCUUUUGUAUUUGCUUUCUUUGAAGGCGAUGAGUGAUAUUGGUUUGAAGUAAAUUUUCGUUAUACAAUGACAAAUUGUAGUGAUAUUACUAUAGUAAGUUCAUCGGACAUGCUUGUCUUCAAAUGUCUCUUACACAAUUAGAAAAUAACAAAAUAUUAUGGAAAUUUACUAAAAACUAAUAUUAUUCAGGACCCAUAUAAUUGAAUUAUCUGUAAAAAGCUUUGUAAAUUUUGAAACUUGUGGGAUAUUUUGGACAAUUUUCAUUUGAUAAUUGAAGAUGAACAUUUCUUGGAAUCGAAUAGCACAUUUUUAAUUUUAUUUAAUAGUGACAUUCAACAUAGGAGUCACUUAUAUGGAAUUGAAUUUCUUGAAUUUUUAUAUCAGUCCAUUGGAGAUUUUGAUUAGAUAUGAAUUUAUAAAUUUUAAUAGGUUGGUUUUUAGCAUUGUUUUCUAGAAAGAGGACUGGUUUGACUGGAUCAAAUAUAAGUCUCUCUUUCACUCUCUCGUCUCUGAUCAGGUAAUCAUAUUUUCAGUAAGCAGACAGUGAAAUAAAGGGUCCAAACGAACUUGCAAUUCAUAUAUUGUAAAAAAUUUGAUUCAUUGAAAACGCAAAGAGGAAUUUUUAACAAGGUAGCUAUUUUCGAUAAUUAUUGACUCAAUAGUGAAUAACCUAUGUUUUUUGGAUCCUUUAUUUAUGCCUAUAAUAUAAACUAAAACUGGCAAUUUCUAUGAGACCUGCACAACCCAUUAUUCAAGAUUGGAGAAAGCAUUUAGUAAAUUCCCCAAUUUUUUUCUGACUAAUUUAUUGUAUGUUCCAAUUUGUUAUGUAGAUAAUUGUCUUUUUCAAAGAAGAGAAGAAAUUGUCGGCUGUAACAAAAUAUUUUUUAGUGGAUGCUUAAGUCAAAACAGUUUAUUUAUUUGAUUCAUGGAAACUAUAUUCUAAUAAACUAAAUGAGAAAA